AUGCAACACGUGGCACUUGUGGCGCUUGCCGUCUGCGUCGGCGCAGCGGUGGAAUUCCGAUUCACAAAUGCUUGUCCUGUCAACGUGCUAGUGCAAAUGGACGAGGGCCGCGUGAUUUGCCGCCUCGGGCCAAAUGGGUCCACGUCCAGCAUGUGCCGCGCCACCGCGACUGCAGCCCAAGGCUCGUUUCGUGUCGUUGGAGACGUGUUGAGUCUGGCGUAUGCGCAGGACAUGCCCCGUGAUGCAUGGUGGCAAGUUCGGUUUGAAUUCCACGCUGGACCAGGCACUCCAACGACCGUCGCGCCCGUGGCAUUCCAACACGGGCCUUUGACUUGCCAGCCACUGUCGUCCACCGACUCGACCCGGCGGCCGACGCGGCACUGCCCGCUGAGCUACGGCCGAGUCCACGUCCGAUCGUGCUCGCGGUUCAGUCAGCCCAGCUCGCCCCGAUCCAGUCGCCAACCCGACAAACCAAGACAGUCGCACUCGUCGUAA
Molecule: messenger RNA, 495 nt
Organism: Aphanomyces invadans
Lineage: Eukaryota; Oomycota; Saprolegniomycetes; Saprolegniales; Verrucalvaceae
Exons: 4
Coding region: 1-495 (164 amino acids)
Source: RefSeq, a predicted model, not a curated record